Messenger RNA from Schistocerca serialis cubense, 7168 nucleotides. Its product is annotated as SIN3-HDAC complex-associated factor. The record is from RefSeq and is a predicted model, not a curated record. The transcript is spliced from 6 exons. Gene Ontology annotation, biological process: negative regulation of cell migration. Bases 142 to 1143 code for a protein of 333 amino acids. Lineage: Eukaryota; Metazoa; Arthropoda; Insecta; Orthoptera; Acrididae.
GUUUCAUUUAACGGUAAGAGGAUUUUUUUGUGAAGUAAUCCUAAUUUGACCAAACAUGCGCCAUAAAUCUGCGCAGUCAAGCUCUUGAAUCUUGCCGUCACCUGCAUUGAAAAGGUAACUGAGGGGAAAGAAGUAUCGACAAUGUUUAGCUUUCAUAAACCGAAGGUAUACAGGUCUUCCACGGGCUGUUGCAUUUGCAGAGCAAAAUCUAGCAGUUCACGGUUUACAGAUAGCAAAAAAUAUGAAGAUGAUUUUAUGGACUGUUUCCAACUCCAUGAGCGUCGCUCAGGAGAGAUAUGUAAUGCAUGUGUGUUAUUGGUUAAGAGAUGGAAGAAAUUACCACCUGGCAGUGAACGGAACUGGAGACAUGUUGUAGAUGCCAGAGCUGGACCCGGUACAAAAUCGCUUACAAAAUUCAAAUCAAAAAAUAAAAAGAAACUGAAACAAAAAGGAGAUACAUCUCAAAAAUUGGAAAAACUCAUCAAGAAGAAGCACAUCUACUUAAAGAAUGAUCGUUCAGCUCGUGAACAAAGUCCAGGAAGUUUGAGUGAUGAUGCCACAGGUGACGAUUUCAUAACAGAUCUCAGCACACUCAGUAGAGCUCAAAGUCUGGCACCAAGCCCAACUCCAAGCGAAGAGAUUGUGACAACUACUAAGCAUCGCAGCAAGGCUCAUUCUCCCCACCGACGUGAGAAGGCUGCCAAACGUCGAUCGGCACUUUCACCAACUAUCAGUAGUUUCCUUGACAUGACAUUUUGGAAAAGGGAGAAAGUAUGCUGUGGCACAAUUUUCAAAGGGCCUUAUGGUGAAGUCAUCGUUGAUCCUCGAUUUCUGAAGCCGUGCCAUGGCUGCAAACCAAAGCAGCGUGCAGAAGUACAAUCAGUAGCAGGAAAAGAACCUGGGUCUUCUGGUGCCCCAGAAUGCAGUAAGAACACUGGUGGUCCCAAUAAGCUCACCAAAUCCUACAGUGAUUCGUCAUCAGAUUCAGGGUAUGAUGAGUCAUCAAACCAGGGACCUGAAGCAGUGCGGUCCCGUAGAACUGCUUCCCGUGAAGAUGCUGGAGUUCCAAGCAAUCCUCUGGCGGAGUUUGCCAUUCACGCUGCAAGCCGCUGUCAACAGAAUGUGGCAAGCUCAGCUAAUUAACGAAAAUUUUGUUUAUAGUUUAAACUUAAUUUAUUGAAAUAUUGAUGUUGUAUGUACUUGUCUAAGAGUGAAACUGUCGUUCCACAUGCCAUUUUGCAUUGGGUCCAAAAUGAAAACCACAAUCUCAAACUUCCACAUGAGAAAGUUAGGUAUAAUUUCUGUGACUUGAAUACAAACGGCCACAUUAUUUUAAGCUACUAAGAGCAAUAACAGCCUUGACCGAUUACCUGUCCAUAAAUUCACAGCAUAUCAUUAAUUACCCUCUGUGUAAGAGGAAAUAAAAUGUGUCUUCAUAAGAAUACUGCCAUCAUCUACUCUCUGUACUUUGGUAAAAUUUUACAGGAAGAAAAUUGACUUUUUAUAACCAGUUCCUAAAUGGAAAAAAUUAAAAUGUUGAUACCAUGACAAUGUUAUAUAACAAAUAUUUGAUCUUUAGCUUUGCAUCAUUGUCCUCGAAGAGGAAAGUGAAACUUUCGGUGUAAAUUUGCUGUUCAGUAUAUCGGCGAGGAAAAGUUUAUUUGCAGUGUAAUUUUUAUGAGUGAAAUGGCAUUUGACAGAUGAAGCAGAAUUUUAUAUGAGAAAAUUGUAUUUAAACUUGACAUUUUAUGCAUUUAAAUUUUAUAGGUGUGCAGUGUCCCUUUUAAUGUAGCUUCUGUUGUUUAAAACUGGUUUUAGUUAACUACACUAUGGCAGCAGAAAGUUUCCUUUCUAUAAUAGUGUUCAAUACUCAACAAUUUUUUUACUGACAAUCCAACAUCUAGUCUGAAGAGCACUUAUCUUUUUUUUAUAUAAAUGUCAUUUUAUUGUUGUGUAAUAAAAUAUAAUUCCUAUAUGUUCAGAUUUGAGACUGAAGUGUUUCAAUGUUUGGUGUCUGGGAAUGAAAUUUUUGAAUCUCUUAAUCACCGAUUCUUUGAUUUUUUUCUGAAACUGAAUGUUUUUCUCUGUUAUCUGUUGUGUGCGUUUAUGAGUGUGUACACGAGUGCGUGUGACUGUAUGUAACUGGCUCUUUGUUUUCACUCUUUGAUUAUUCAGUUAUUUAUGUUUGACAUUUUUAAUAAUUUAGAGACUGAUGACAAAUGAAGGUUAAUGAACUAGUAAUCAAACUGUUGGUUACUGCUGAACUACUGCCAUAGGUUAUAAAUGUGAGAGUCCUGAGAACUCUUCCAAUAUUUUUUCAUGUUGUGAUCUCAUCUUAUUAAAUAUGGAUAGUAUUCAGAAUCUUAAUUUACUUGUCCCACAUUUUGAGGUGCAAAUAAUUGUGGUGUUUGCACAACAUUAAUACCAGAAUGUGCAAAUAAUUAUAAAAGUGAUUUAUUAAGUAUUAUUAAAAUGUUUGGAACAGGUUGCCUGUGUUCCAGCCAGCAGAGUAUUAGUAGCUAUUGACUAUUAAAUACUUUAGACUUUAUUUUUGUUUUUUCUCCACAUUUUAUGUUCAAUAAAUUGUAUUCAGCAUAUAAUUAUGCUCAUUGUUGAAUGCAGUGCUAUUAUUCUUUAAAAAGUUAUGUAUGCAUAUAUUCUCUGAUCUUUAUAUUUCAGUAAUGACUUAAUGUGUGAAAGUGCAAUUCAAAAUCUAUGGUGCCACAUGCUGUUGAUUUGUGUGUAUUUCUACCAAGAAAUCUGUGCAUUACCUUCACCUGUUUAAGGAAUUAAUCAGGAAUAUCUUACUGUUACAAACAGAAAUACUCAUAAAUCACCAGUUACCUUGCAGGCUGAUGUAGAUUGUUCUAUGAAUAUUUAGUAAAAAGCAAUCUUAUGUUAAAUGAGGUUAAUAUUUUUUGUGUAUUAGUAGUAUGGAUUGUAAUGUGUAAAUAUGUGUUGAAAGAGUAAUGUGUGCAUUUGUUUGUAACCUAUAUUGUGAAACAUUGUUCAAGAUUUUCAAAUUAUAUGAGGUGAGUUUAAAGUUUACACCUCAGCUCAUUUUAAUGAGUAAAUGUAAGAAGAAAAAUAAAAUUCUGAAUGUUGUGAUGGCUAUUAGUGACUUUUUGACAAACCAUAGGUUGAUUUAUGCACACUGAUCUCAGGGUUGCAUGUAAAAUGUGUUAAACAGUUUGUUUUUUACAGUUUGCAAAAAGCAACAGUUUUUGACUAUGCCAAUUUUUGCAUGUAUAUUGGAGAUAGAAGUUGUAAUAAAAUUAGGAAACCAAUUUUUGUGUACAAACUGAACUUUAAUGUGUAGUGUAAAUUGAAUCCCUUGCCAAAUACUGGAUGACUUUAUAUCAUGUAGAUUGCUAACACUAUUCAUUAUAUUAAAUCUUGAAUUGGAUUUAUCAAUAGUUUAAACAAAUUUGUGUGUUGAUAUAAAUAUACUGUUCUGUAUAUUACAAAUGAAAAAGCAUUUAAAAUAGAGCUAAAUUUAAACAAAGUGAGUUAUUGAUUUCAUGUAGUUAUAUUCGUGAUCAGUUCCCAUUGUUUCAUUAAUCACCCACCAGAAAAAUCUUGUUUUGCUGCUAAUGCUUAUAUUUUUUAUCAUACACAUCUCCUGCAUUCACACUGUGAGUGUGUGGUCCGUAACAAAAAUUCUGAUUUAGAAUACAUCAGUGUCAUAACCACUGAAGAAGCUAUGCAUUAUGACCUUUGAAAGUGCUGAAUAUCUCGUAUCUUAAACAGGAAUUAAUGAUCAUUUUGGUAAGUUACUAUAACAUACAACAAAUGUAUUUUGCUCCAUUUUGGCAGCCAGACAAAUGAUUUAGUAUCCCGGAUUCAUUAUUUUUGUGCUGAAUUAAAUUAAAAUUGUCAUGUUCUUGCCACAUAUACAUAAAAAUACUGCAGAUGAUAGUCAUUAAUUACUGCAAUGAUGCAAUUACCUAAUUCAUUAUUGGAUAUGGAGAUUGUGCAAUUAAAAAAUUGCCAGCAACUGCCUUUAAAUUGUGUUUUUAUUCAAUUUUGUUUUUGAGAUUUUUCUCUAGAUAUAUCUGUUGUUUCAUGAAACACACAAUUCACUUUUAAGAAGUUCCACAUGUGUGUGCUAAUAUAUACUGUUGGAUAUAUUUUGAGUGGAUACUGAGUAGUCAUUUUGAUUUUGCAGUGAAAUUAUUAUUUUGUAAAGCCUUAAAUUUUUUAUCAUGAUAAAUAUUGUCAUGUAAAUAGUUAUAUUUCACAGUGUUAGUUGAAGCAUCUGUGAAAGUGAACAAUCAUUAUUUUCAAAUUGGCAGUUUUAAGACUUUUGUUUUCAGUUCUUACUUACAUCUUUCACAUAUAUCUAAUUAGUGUUUUGGUUAAUAGUAGCACCAAAUAAGAGGAUUCUUUUUACACAUCCAGUACAUAUUUUCAGUUUGAACUUAACAGAAAACAUGCUAUCCAACACACUAUAAAAAUGAGUUGCAGUUUGCUACUAUGUUGCAUCUGUAUCUUGAAAACUGUUCUAAUUUUGCAGUAAAAUUUUGCUCAGUGUUUAAAUGUAUAAUCAGUGCAUGACUAGAUAUUUACAAAGCUGCAAAGCUAGUCAAAAAAUUACCUUCUGUCAUCAAUCUACCCCUGCAGUACAAGUUAGCAUUUCUUUUCCACAGUUUCUAUUUCCAGGGCCAACUAAAUGAUAAAAAUUUUUGUUCAACAACACAUUGUUAUUAUAUAACAAAAUCAGUUCAUAAGACAUAAAAUGAACAUUACAAUUUUAUAGGAUUGUGAUGAAUGCUGGAGUUGCUAGUUCUCUUGACAUUCAUAUGUAACCUCUCUUCAGUUAUUGCUUAUCUGAUCUAACUAGUAAAUGGUUGUUCAUAGAAUUAGGGGCUACACACAUUUGUACCUGACCAUCAAGAAAUCUGCAUGUAUAAUACUUUAUCCAGAACCUAUGCACCCAGUCUUGGUAAUUGGAAGUGGGCAAACUUUGUUCUUGGAAACACUUCUCUUGUACACCACAUAAAAAUUGUUUUCUUCAAUUAAUUGGAACUUGAUUGAGGUAUUACCGAUUACAACUACUGGAAUCAGUCCAAAGAACCAGAAAUACGGAAAGUACAGCUUAACACUGCCUUUAAGAUUUGACUGUGUGUUGGAUGCUUUCCAUUUUCCGAGAAAUUGCUGAGGCUGGCUUUCGUACUUCCAGGUUCAAUAUAACCUUACCUUCAUAAACAUCUAAUCAAAUCAUCACGUGUAUUUUAUGACAAUAGCAGCAACAGAACUGCUCGAACUUUAAAACUAGUUUUGAAAUCUUGAGUAAAUUGAUAUUUAUGAGAUUUUUUCCUUCAAGGUUGUUUCAGCCAUUGUCAAUGUAUGCGUAGCACAAAUUUCUAAUGUUCAGCAGGGUAAAAACAAUAAUCUCAAAAAUACCUUUCUGUAAAAAUACAAAAAAUGCAGUGCAUGUUCAGAGUUUAAUGCUUUUGUUAAGCUAUCACAUUACUAAAUUCACUUUUCGGAAAACAACUUUAUAAUGUGAAAAUGCAUGUAUUUUAAUUUUGGUGAUUUUUUACCACUUUAAAAAUUCAGCCAAUUAAUGAUUUUAGACUGCAGGUUAAUGCUGCACUUUAAUUUCUUUGUGUUGCUUGUACAAGGACAUCAGUACAUGGGUACUUUUUUCUAUGUUUAUUUCACUUGGCUCACACACACACACACACACACACACACAAAAUUGGUUCUGUGAAUAACUUUUUAAUUAUUAAUAGAUUCGAUAAACAAGAAACAGCUCUAUUCCGUGUGAGGCCCAACAUUUAUUUCUGGAGUAGGAUGCCGUGGGCUGUUACUGUGGGUAAACCUUCUAAGAAUUUUUGUCAUUAUGGUCUUGUAGAUAGCAUCUCUAUUUCUUCUGUACAUGUUGUACUUCAGUAUUAGAAAUUCAUCAGUACUGUAAAGUCUCCUUAGUUCAGUAAGCAGAUAAAAAUACUGACUAAUUUAAUAAUGUGACUGAUAAAUAUUCAUUUGUAUGGCUGUCAUGUAAGCAACUGUGUUCCAUUGGUAAAUUAAAUGCUGACAUGUUCUUGCUCACUGUUUUGUACCUCACAUUUUAUAAGUAAAUAAUUGGAAUAUAGUGAUUUAAGAAAAAUAUCCGAUCAGUUGCAGAUCAGAAAGAGUGAAAUUCUAAUGUGUUCCAUUGAAGUUACCAAUGGAAUAUUCAUAACAACCUAAGCAAACUUAAUUUUAAAUAAAAAAUAGUAUUCUUCAGUGGGUAUUGAUACUGGAAAACUGAGUUAAAUUGUGAUUGUUUGCUUUAUAUGUAACUUAUAACUUAAUUUGUGAGUGAGGGAAUUACUUGAUAUUCUUCCAUAAUUUCUCAAUACAUGCUCUGCUGAUUCUUUGUUCUUGGCCAUUGUCUGAAGACGGGUUCCCUUCUCUCUCUCUCUCUCUCUCUCUCUCACUCACUCUGACUCUAAUACUGUGCUGUCAUUCAUAAUUUUAACGUAAGUAAAAAUUAAAAGGCUGUUCACUUGCAGUGCGAUCUAAAAUGUUUACAGUUAUGAACUCUUAAUUAUUCACUCAUGUCAUGAACAAGCUGUUAACAUUCAUUUAUGAAGAUGUUUUCUCUUAGAGAUUUAAAAUACUCACAUGCCAUGAUUUAGUCAAAUGUAGUGCUCUUUCCCUUCCUACAUGAUACAGGCACAACCAUAGGUAUUCACAUUUGGUACAAAUUGAAAAGUCUGUUGAUGAAAUAUUUUUCAUCGUUCUUAUUUUUAACAGCAUCAUCCAUACAGCUGGUUUAUAACAGCAGGACUUUGGAGCCAGCAGUUACAUAAUCAAAACAAAAUCAGUAUUAUGUGUGUGUCUGAGAAACUGCCUUUUGUAGUUGCUGUACUUUGGUCUUAGAUUUCAUAUCUUGAAAGUGUCUGUGUAGAGUAAUGUAGUAACUCAGUAUAUUUUUUUCUGUGCUCAUAAUGCUAAAGAUGUUUGUGAUAAUUUAAUGAUUUUCAAGACCAAUAUUGGAAUGAAAUACAUGUAAAAGUGAAAGACUAAAUGGGUAACAGUGUUUUGAAAUUUUGUACAUCUUCUUGUAUAGUUGCCCAUGAUUUUAUGUGAAAGUGUGUACACUGGUGAUUCUGUGAAUGUUUUAUUGUCCAAACACUGUGUAACUGAUGCAAUAUAUUUAUAGUACUUUAAACAA